Messenger RNA from Phycodurus eques (leafy seadragon), 2826 nucleotides. RefSeq lists its product as uncharacterized. The record is from RefSeq and is a predicted model, not a curated record. Bases 20 to 2299 code for a protein of 759 amino acids. Lineage: Eukaryota; Metazoa; Chordata; Actinopteri; Syngnathiformes; Syngnathidae. The transcript is spliced from 13 exons.
ACAGAUCCUUGACGGCAUCAUGGCAGCAGGUGUCAUACUCCUGAUGCUGUUGGCAGUACUGGGUUUAACUUCAGCUGAUUUUUUUGGGGAUAGCAUUAGUUUUAUGAAGCCACACAAGGACCCUGAUGGAAAUAUUAAGGUGGCCUUCCAUCACAGACAGAAUGGCAGGAAUAACUGUGUUCACCCAUCAUCCUAUGCAUGUGAGAAGUGUACAAGCUUCAUCAACGGUAGUGUCAUCCAAACAGACCAGGACAACACUGGCCGGGGCAGGUGGUGUCAGUCUGAGGGACAUACAAUGGCAAAUGUCUCAUUAAAUGCCUCCUAUAUUUCUCUGAGUAACACAGGUUGCUGCUGGGCAACUAACGAUACAAAGACUAAUUGGACAGCCCAUGCACAUUUGGACCUCAGAACACGGUCUGACACUGAAGCCCUUAACAACUGUCCUGUAACCACUACAGUGUCCUCCCUCAGGGUGCCCCAGAACUGUUUUUCAAACAUUCAUCUUUUAGCGUAUGAUCCAGAUGGAGAUCAUGUGAAGUGCCACUCGUCUGCAGAAGCCACAGUUCAUAACAACAUUACUAUUAAUGAGACUACUUGCACACUAGAAAAGACAGGGCACGUCAGGAAUGGUGUCUACGUUUUUGAAUUAAUGCUUGAGGAUUUCCCCACAAAAAAAAUCUAUCUGUCCCAUGCAAAUGGAACAUCAACAUACUGGGAGACCUCAGAUGAAAACGCAUCACCUCUUUGCAAGCUAAAGCUGCAGUUCUUGCUAGAAAUCCUCCCUUCAAUGCCAAACUGUGAACUUGGUCAUGUGCAACCCAAGUUCUUGGAACCAACACCCAAACACAAGUAUGUGUUUCAUGCCACUGUUGGUGACAAAUUGAUUCUUCAUGCCAAAGCUCAGGCUCAUCAUGCUAUCAUUAAUGACUUUCAGGUCAGCGGGCCCCACAACAUGAAAAAACACUUCAAUGAUGGUGAACAUGGAAAAGCUGAACUUACCUUAACCUGGACGCCACAAGAUAGUGAUGCGUACAGAGUUGCACCAGUCUGCUUCACUGCAGAGACAAAUGAAUCCCAAUCAGAGAUGAGGUGUGUUGUUGUCAUUGUGAGCAAACCAGCGUCCGUUCAUGGUAAAACGGCUGUGACAUGCACAGCCAACCAGAUGAUGGUUGCUGUUGACAUAUCUACAUUGCCUGAAGUGGACGUGAACUAUCUCUCAUUGAAUGACCCAUCAUGCUUGGUCACUUAUAACAGCACUCAUAUCACUGGCUCUGCGUUGUUCACCAACUGUGGUACAAUAAUUGAGGAUGAAGAAAAGUAUAUUAUUUUCAAGAAUCAGAUCCAAACCAUACCUGAUCCGUCAAAAACGGUAUUCCGAAGAAAGAUGGUGAAGAUUGGGUUCUCCUGCCAGUUUCCUAAAAUAGCCACAAUCUCCUCAAAUUAUAAUGUUGAAAAGUCUGAUUACAUUUUCAGCGACUCCAAAUUGGACAGCUUUAGCUAUUCGUUUGACGUUUAUACAGAUGACAACUUCACAAGUAAGGUGCAGCUCAGUGAUUAUCCAGUGCAGAUCGAGUUUCUUCAAAACAUUUUUCUGGGCAUCAAGGCAGAAUCAGAACUAGCAAAUAUGAGUUUGUUCCUGGACUCAUGUAAAGCCACCCCUGAUGACAACCCUGACAAUGCUGACUUCUAUUACCUUGUCAAGGAGGGGUGUGUGAAGGAUCAGUCUUUAAAUGUUAAAACAGUUGAUAUAUUGUCAUACCACUUGGAGUUUCAAGCUUUCAAAUUUAACGGAGACAAUGAUCAGGUUUACAUCACUUGCACAGUCCUUAUGUGCGACGUGAACGAUCCCCUCUCCAGAUGUGCCAUGGGUUGUUUGAACGAGAAGUUCCGCAGGCGCAGACGAGCAGUGGGCAUGCAGACCUCCAUCCACUCGUUGACUCAAGGUCCUUUUCAGUUUGUCAGUGAGGCUGUUCCCAGUGCAGCUGUCCACCACAACAAUGGUGUGGUGAAAAUAGGGCAUGCUGACAUGAUUAAAGCUAAUGUGAGAAAGACGACUGAGAUGGACUACGGUGAUGUGAUGAGAAAGAGUGACACUCCUAUGCCAGUUUCUGGAGAAACCAAAUUGAGGGGAGGACAAAUGGAAAUCAGAGAGAUGUUCAGCACCAGCAUCAGCACUAUGGUCUUUGGUAGUGCGUGCUCGUUGUCUGUGGUAGUGUUGGCUGUGGUUGUUGCCUACUACACACGAAAGAGCAAAGGAGGGGACCAGAAACCUCUUCUGGUUUAUCAAUCCAUUAACUGAACCCAACUAACUAACUAACUAACUAACCUUAUUCCUUAACAAAGUGAUACAAAUCUUUAUAAAGGGGCCUAACCUUUUUUAUGUUCAAAUUCAUGGUUACAUGAUUUGACACAGGCCUGGACUGGCUUGGAUAUUAGCCUUGUGGUUGUGAAUGUUGUCAAGCCCGGAAUGUAUUUACAUGUUCUUGUUGCUCUUUAAUAAUUGUAACAAACUGUUGCGGUAUGUGUUUUACGUACCUUGAAUAAGGUCAUGACCCGCAGCGCCAGCUUUGGACACUCAACUUGACCAGCUGGUUGUGAUUUUCACAGACUAGUCUGAUUUACUAGCCAGCAAUGUUUUCUGAUAAUUCUUCAAUUAUCUACAUGGUUCGCCUCUCAUUUUUUUCUGAUUUCAAUAUUCCUCCUUGUUAAGCCUUAGUAAGCCACAACUACCAAUAAAUAUGCAAAAUAGUAUGUUUAUUCAGGGUGCUUUGUAGGUACAAAUUGUGGACGACUCAGUUUGACUUCUAAUAAAGAGUGCCACUUUUA